Messenger RNA from Coregonus clupeaformis (lake whitefish), 7116 nucleotides. Its product is annotated as E3 ubiquitin-protein ligase DTX1. Gene Ontology annotation, biological process: Notch signaling pathway; protein ubiquitination. Gene Ontology annotation, cellular component: nucleoplasm. Gene Ontology annotation, molecular function: ubiquitin protein ligase activity; zinc ion binding. The record is from RefSeq and is a predicted model, not a curated record. The transcript has 11 exons. NCBI's taxonomy places the organism in Eukaryota, Metazoa, Chordata, Actinopteri, Salmoniformes, Salmonidae. The coding region runs from base 790 to 2733 and encodes 647 amino acids.
CGCGUAGGCUUUUCUCCCAGUGUCGGGUCUACCGAAUGUAGCCUAAUGAAAUUCACCGGAAGCCCUCAGAUCAAAUCGUUCAUGCAAUGAUUUUUAACAUUUGGUGAAUAAAUAGGCUUAUAUAGUUGAUUUCAUUCAUUUACAUGCUAUCAAUAUUAAGCUGUUUUUAGAAUAGACUGUUCACGGUCGACUCAUUUUCACUUCAGCGACGCAACAUCCUCUGCAUUUUCCACAACUCUAAGCGAUUACGCGCGUAGCGAAGGGUACGGUAGAGAUUUGCAUCACAGGUGCUCGUGGACCUUUGAGGAAAUAUUGCAGGCUUGAAUAACGCUGCUGUCCUGAAUAAUAGAAGACAACAUUUAGUGUAUAUCCCAUGUUCAUUCUGCUGGGGUUUUCUGAGACUGCUCCGGCUGUGUACUUUUGCAAAGCUCAUCAGCAUCAACAUCAUCUGCCACUUCAAACACAUCACACCACAAGAGGAGGGAGCCUAGCUGCUUUUGGCAUUUUAAAAAGACGCUGAUCAAAGAAGAACUCAAAACUGCAGUGAAGAAAACACCUUCAGUAAGACAGUGAGUUUCUUGAGUGAACCAAAAGACUGCACCGGACCUGUGCCCUGGAAACACCACAAUUUGACUGAGGACUAUCAGAGUUACUGCUGACCUCACAGUUGUAAUUGUUGUUUUAAAAAAGAAGAAGAAAUGUUUGGGCAUCUCUGGUGACCUGCUGGGUAGCAGUGGUCUUCUUGUGCCGUAGUAGCAGCAGCUGAACCACGAUUACCAUAGUGGGACAAUGGCACGGCCGGGCUCUGGGGUGCUGGUGUCGGUCAACGGGCUGGGUUACCCCCCUCAGAACCUGGCCCGGGUGGUGGUGUGGGAGUGGCUGAACGAACAUGGGCGCUGGCGGCCCUACAGCGCGACAACGUGUCACCACAUAGAGAACGUACUGAAGGGGGAUGCACGGGGGACUGUAGUCCUUGGACAGGUGGAUGCCCAGCUGGCCCCUUACGUCAUAGACCUGCAGUCCAUGCACCAGUUCAGACAGGACACAGGCACCAUGAGGCCGGUCCACAGGAACUUCUAUGAGCCGUCGUCGGCCCCGGGGAAGGGUGUGGUGUGGGAGUGGGAGAACGACAGCAGCUCCUGGACGCCCUACGACAUGGAGAUCUGUGUGACCGUCCAGAACGCCUAUGAGAAGCAGCACCCCUGGCUGGACCUGACCUCUCUGGGCUUCUGCUACCUCAUUGACUUCAACAGCAUGACCCAGACCAACCGGCAGAGCCAGAGGAAACGCCGCCUGCGCCGACGCAUGGACCUAGCCUACCCUCUCAUCAUGGGCUCCAUCCCCAAGUCCCAGUCUUGGCCCGUGGGAGCCAGCUCCGGCCAGCCCUGCUCCUGCCAGCAGUGCAUCCUGGUCAACAGCACGCGGGCUGCCUCCAACGCCAUCCUGGCCUCUCAGCGCCGUAAGCUGUAUGGGGGGGCCACGGGACCUUCAGGGGCUACAGACACGCUCACCGUGGUACGGCAGAGUAACACCUUCACUGGAACCACCCUCUGGUCCCCCACCUCCGGUGCCGGGACCAAUAAUAUACAACAUAACAACAUAAGCGCAGGAGGAGGCCAAGCCAAAGCUGAACAGGUGCAGUCGCCCCUGUCUAGUGCCAACUUCCCCUGUUCCCCGGCACUGUCGUCCCAUCCGCCUGCACAUGGCCACUCCCACGCCCACUCCCAUGGUCACCAUGCCAUCAUCAAUGGGCAGAACAACCUGAACCGGCCGGGCACCCAGCGCAUUUCCAUGGGCACUGCCAGAGGAGCCAUCCCACUAGGGGUGCCUCCCCUCCCUGUUAAGAACCUGACUGUCUCUGGACCAGUUCACCCAGCAAUUGCAGGUAUGACAGGUAUCCUGAUGUGUGCGGCUGGCCUGCCUGUGUGUCUGACCAGGGCCCCUAAACCCAUUCUGCACCCGCCGCCCAUCAACAAGAGUGACAUGAAGCCUGUGCCUGGGGUCAACGGCAUCCGCCGCAAGACCAAGAAGCACCUCAGGAGAGGGAAAAACCCAGAGGAUGUGGUGCGGAAAUACACAGAGAAAGUGAAAGUAGCCCCUGAUGAGGACUGCACCAUCUGCAGGGAGAGGCUGGUGAUGUCAUCGGGCUACGAGGCUGUCAAGGGCAUAAAGCCAGAGGUGGUGGGCAAGCUUGGCAAGUGUGGGCACAUGUACCAUCUGCUGUGCCUGGUUGCCAUGUACAACAAUGGCAACAAGGAUGGCAGUCUGCAGUGUCCCACUUGUAAGGCUAUCUAUGGGGAGAAGACAGGCACACAGCCCCCUGGGAAGAUGGAGUACCAUGUCAUUCCCCACUGCCUGCCCGGCUACCCAGAGGCCAAGACCAUCCGCAUAGUCUAUGACAUUGCUGCUGGCAUACAGACCACAGAGCAUCCCAACCCAGGGAAGAAGUUCAGCGCUAGGGGGUUCCCCCGGCACUGCUACCUCCCAGACAACAACAAGGGCAGGAGGGUCCUGAAGCUCCUGAUCAUGGCGUGGGACCGCCACCUCAUCUUCACCAUCGGCACGUCCAGCACCACAGGCGAGUCAGAUACAGUGGUGUGGAAUGAGAUCCACCACAAGACAGAGUUUGGCUCCAACUUGACGGGACACGGCUACCCAGAUCCCAACUACCUGGACAACGUCCUGACAGAGCUGUCAGCCCAAGGGGUGGGACAGGACAACCUGAAGGACUGAGGGGGGAGCAUGCAGCCCAGAUAACCGUCCUUUACUCCCCACACCCAAAACAGACCUAAAGACUCUCAUAUUCUGUAUGUGGGCAAACUAAUAUAUAGCAAAUGACAUAAUAAUGACAUGAUAACGUCAUGAUUUUGUUAUACUGUUAUUUGCAUUUAUCUAAACAUAACUGUAAAACUUUUCCGACUGCUGUCUCUUUGUCCAUGCCUUGAGCAUGUGUAUUUUUGCCAAAAUUUCUACCUGAUAGGUUAAAGGAAUGUAAAGACAGGAUUUAAAACUGAUCUCAAUGUGUACUGUCUGUUGUGGGGUUUAUCAACAGUCAUUGAUUCCUCUGAGACAGGAUAUUGAACCUCCUCGUCUGUACUGAAGAGGAUUUUAGGACUGUGACAUCAUGGCAUUGGAGGAGAUGUCUGUUAAUGUUCACCACCAAACCAUAUGGCCCAGAGUUUGAUAUUGCAUUGAAUGUUGACCUCAUAACUGCGACUUGUUGGCUAGGGCUCUGAAGGCGCUAGAUGUCUGGCCCCAUUUGUUCUACUUUUAUCAGAUGUGUGUUUUUGAAAGAAUAGGGAGGUGAUUUGUCAAGUUGUAGUUGGUGUUUGUGUGGAUAUCUUCAGGAGAAUUUUAAUAUGCAGAAUGUACUUAUAUAAUUUUAAAAGCAUGGUUCCUAUUCCAGAUCUGACUCUUAUUAGUCUAAUUCACACCAAAUCUACACAGUUCAACUUGUUGUGACAUGCUGAUGUGGUUGCUAGUGAGAAUCUUUUUAAAGUGAGGCCUAUUGCUUAGUUUUAGCUUGGUGGUUUUCCACACCAAAGCUGUCUGUAGAUCUGAGUGGACGGUCACGACUAUGUGAUUCUCAGAAAGGAGAGAGGGCAUCUCUGAUUGGCUACACAGGGCCAUUUCACAGUGCUUUGUGCCACUGGCCAAUGAGUCUGUUGAAGGUUCGCAUGCACCACCUGACAGAGAGCCAGUCAGAGGAUCUGAGGAUUCAGCCGUCUCACAGUAAAUGUCUAUUCUAAUGGUGUGCCAACCAGAGAGGAUGCCUUUGGAAGUGAAACCUGAUAUAGGUUCAUACACAAGCAUCUUACCAACCAGUUAGAUGCUUGUUAAAAAUGUAUGCUCCUGUAAGUUAAGAACUGAGGCAGUCGAGCACACCUCGCUCCACUCCAAGGUUAGCAUCGUUUGUUUUGUUGACAUAUUGAUGACGCUGACCUCUGUGAAUAAGCCUGCCUUAUUAUUCUCCCUGCAGAGGAGGUCCAGUCAUUGGCAUGAGCUAUCACACUCGCAGCACAUGUGUGUGCCUACUUGCAUGUGUGCUGUGGCAUUAAGAAGUUCUCUGGCCGUCUAGUCCUUGAACAGAGGAGCAGAACAUGCUUCUCAGGGAGCGAUGUCCUCCUCAGAGAAUGACUCUCCUCUUCUAGGAUAUCCAUCAUACAGUAGAGUAGGCAGAGCUGCCCUCACACAUGCACACACACACAACCUGUGAUGUACAAGCCUGGUGUUCCUCUCUGCUCUGCAGUGCUGGGUUGGUUGCAUGAUGAGCCUCUGCUGUUCCCUGGUGCUGUAGCCAACAGACCCCCACCCCACCACCAACCAACACUGUCUGAUGGCUCUGAUACUUAGGUCUGAUACUGCUGUAUGAUACUUAGGUCUGAUACUGCUGUAUGAUACUUAGGUCUGAUACUGCUGUAUGAUACUAAGGUCUGAUACUGCUGUGUUUCCCCUUUCCUCAGCAGCUAGAUGAGCUCAUUCUACAGUAGGAUCACUCAGAAUGUUGUUCUAUAAAGUACAGUAUGUGAAGCUGAUGUUGCACUGGGAAUUUCCCCUCCCUUUGUUCCCUCCUCCCUUCCAUCCCCACAGAUUCUAUGCCCAUAAGCUAAAUAGUUCUUGAAGGUUUUAGGGCUAGAUUCAUUCCAUUGAUAUGUAAAAGCAAUGUUUCCAUGUUUGUGGAGACUGCUUUCACUGUAAAUGCUGCAUAUGUCGGCUCAAUUGGGAAUUACCUUUACAUUUCAAUCGUGCUAUAGCACUGAACUUCCGCGAUACAGAUUGAAUCGAGCCCUAAGUCUGAUGAUGAAAUCUUGUGAUGUUUCUUUUACCUAAAAUGACAGUUAUCCUUUAGGUUGCAUAAUUCUCUCCUUGAGUAGGAUCUGAACAAUUUUAAUGAGUGGAGAUGUUGGUAUAAUCCAGAAGAGAUUCGUGUUGAGGUUUUAUGGUAUGCCACCCACUUCACAGGGUUUGAUCCUUUAAAUGCUUUUGAAUAUUUUGGACUGAAUCAUAGUCUUCCGUAGCACUUUGAAGCAGCAGUUUUCUUUAAUUGAUCCUUUCAUUUUUGGAAGGUGUCUUUAAAUAUAUUCGCUACAAUAUCUGCUGUUCUUUAUUUUCAUGUUUAUAAACUUGUCUUGUAUUGCUUCAAAUAUAUAUACAGUAUAUAUCUAUACAUUUGCAGACGUGAUCUACCUUUAAAUGUACAUGUAUGCUCAAUUUGAGUCAUAUGGUGUAAGUUUAAUUUAUUUUUAUACUCUUCUAUAUAAGAAUAUAUACAUUCACAUCUGCCCACCCACAUAUCUAUACACACAGAAACAUAUUAACAUGAAUACAUCAAAUCUGGCAUAUAUUAUUUGCCAGUAUGUCAGGGACUGUUGAAAUGUAUAUGCCAGGUUAUGAGCGUCUUAUACUGUAUUAGCAGUAGUUUUAGCGUUUGCUGCUGUUGUUAAUGUAGAUUCUGUGUAGUGGAGCCCCUGAGGGAUUCAGUAAGUACAGUAAGUCCUCUUUAUUAUUUGUCAUUUACCUUGUAUAACCUAAUAGAACCAAUAGGUGGAUACUGUCAGUACCCCCAAACUGGUGAGAGUGAAAAACAAGUCAUUUUGUCUUUUCAUUUCUUCUUUAUCCUUUUGCAAGUUUACACAUUUUAAGCUUUUUGUCACCCUCGUAAUGGGGAAAAACAGGAAAGAAAUGCUUUCAGUCUUAUCAGGGAAUUUUCCAUUUUAAGUGAGACUCAUUGAGUUGUACAGGGAAAAUGGUUUCAGUUAAUAUUUCAAGAUCAGAUCAUGCUCACAUUUCCAGUUUCCAAAUGCUUACAUAUGUACCUGUAAUAUUAAUCAAAUAUUUCAUGGUCUAGGCCUCCUCAGCUUUUCAGGUGUGUACAUUCAGUGGUCUGUACAUGGGGGAGCUUUAUUGUGAGCAUACAUUUUAUUGUUUUGGACAGAGGAAUAGAGUUUAUGCAAUUAUAUAUGCGACCAAUUUGUACCUUAUGCGUAGCAGGAGGGAUCAGGUGUUGGGGACAUGAUAAUGGAUGUUCAACAUUCUGUAAGGCGUGUCCAUUUGUGACCAAUGGAGACAGUGAUCCAAGGGUAUAGCUGAAAUGCUCCAUAAAGGAGAACACAUAUAUUUUGUAUGUAUUUUUUAAAAGAUUGAUUGUCUUCAAUUGAGCAUUCAUAGUGUACAACAUUGUUAUAUUACAGUAAUUAAAGAUACAUUCCAUACAAUUUUCCAUAGCAUAUAUUGAUUAGGUGUGGGAUCCUUUCUCAUGAGGAGUUUACCUCACAAUCAUAUUGAUAACCUCCACAGCAUAUUGCACUUAUCUGUGUAAACAGAUAUGCCUGCAACAAUUUGGUGUGUAUCUGUGUAGGCGUGAGAGAGAGUGUGUGUGAGUGAGUGUGUGUGUGUGCAUGCGUGUGCGUGUGUGCGUGUGUGUGAGUGUGUGUGUGUGUGUGUGUGUGUGUGUGUGUGUGAAAAUGCUUGGUUUAAGCUCCUAAAAUGUUGAAACAGUAGACGUUUGGGGGUUGAACUAAAAAAAGAUCAUAAAUGCAUGUUACUCAAGAUGUAAACAAGUCGGCUGACAAAGCAAACAUUUAGUAUGUGAAAAAUGUUAUGGAAUCAUUAGAGAUGUCAUUGAGCUGUGUCCUCUGUGGAGUGGCAUGGUGGACUGCUCCAUACUCCACUGUUUAUCUGUGUUUUGACCUCUGAAGAGGGUUUGAUGGAGAGAGAUGAGCAUGAAAUAGCACUUUGGUGCUCCUCUCUCUCUCUUCCUGUUUCACAUAAAAGGUAAUCAAUCAUAUGUAUUAGGUAAUUGUCUGCAUUUUCAAUGCCCAUUUUUUACUGACAAAAUGUCAGAGCCAUGUGGCUAUGGUUCAACAUUCACAUUUAAUUUCUCAUCAGAAGCAACAUAUUACAUAUAAAAAUAAAAAAAACACACAAAGAGAAAAUGAGAUUUAAAGUGUAUAAUAAAAUGAAUGACAAAAAAUAAAGGCAAGAUUAGAGAUAUUGAUAAAACAUUAAAGGGCUUCUUAAUCUUAAUCAGUCUUUAUUGGAUUGUGAUGACUUUGUUGCAUGUUUGUGUGUUUCAUGUGGAAAAUAAAUGUGCCCUCAAUGGGGUAGUUUGUUUGA